AUGUAUAAGCAAGAUGAGGGGCUGGCAGAUGGAGAUGAUUUUCAACUGAGCCCUGAGGUGCAAGCUGAAUUGGUUUUAUAUGGCAAGAGGCAGCAGGGAAUGUGCAGGCGGGAAAGUUUGAGAAAUCAACGAAAGGUCACAUAUGCAAAUGGGCAUCACGCUGGCAAUUCUCCAUGGGCAGAGAGAUAUGUGCGUGAGUACAAAGAACUAGAGUCCCCAGAUGCUGACACCUUCCAAACGCCUUUUGGGCAUGACGGCCACCGUGCUAAAACUGUAUCGUUUAUCUUGCUUGCUACUCAAGAGCCAGCAGAGCGACAACGCUUGAACAUGCGUAGACGCUGGGAGUCACCGCUGAAAGUCGUCGCUAUUUUCGUCCGUGCUGCUGGUGCUGGCGACCUCCGUAUUAUGGUAGUACGACGAUUCAAGGUCAGGCUGUUUCCAAACUCGCGUCAGAGGCCUGUCUGCCAUGGAAUUUCGGUUUUCCAGGCGGUGGGAGGGAUAGAAGGCGGAUACCGGGUGAGAAUAAGCUCACGGCCACCUGGACUCGAGACGGGCCAAAUCGCAUUGGAAAACUUAAAUUCUCAGCGUAUCAAUGACCGCGAAGGGGGGUCCAGGGCAGUAUCAUUCCUGGAUCUAUUUGCCGUGGAGGAUAAUUGUUGA
This is a messenger RNA of Histoplasma capsulatum G186AR, 660 nucleotides long. RefSeq lists its product as uncharacterized. The coding region runs from base 1 to 660 and encodes 219 amino acids. NCBI's taxonomy places the organism in Eukaryota, Fungi, Ascomycota, Eurotiomycetes, Onygenales, Ajellomycetaceae. The transcript has 3 exons. The record is from RefSeq and is a predicted model, not a curated record.